ACGAGCGCACUGGGCCCCGCCCACCACAGCCAGCUCCUAUUCCUCCUCCUGUCAUUUCUGCCAACAGCAAACCACAGCCCACAGCUAGCGUAUGUAGCUAACAAGUUUGUGUGUGAGUGUGUUUCUUCCUGGCUGUCAUGGCAGCAGUUGGAUCCCCAGGGCCAAAGGUCCCUGAAUGUGUGACCAAAGUGGCACUGAGCAUUUCCUGUGAGAAUCUGCUCGACAUGGAUACAUUCUCAAAGUCUGACCCUCUGUGUGUGCUCCUCAUGAACUCCUCAGGGCCUCACUGGUGUGAGAUUGGCCGGACAGAGAGAAUCAUGAACAGCUUAAAUCCAAAGUUUUCCAAGAGUUUUGUCGUCGACUACUACUUUGAGAUGGUGCAGAAGCUGAGGUUUGAAAUUUACGACAUUGACAGCGAAAACUGCAGUCUGCAAGAUGCAGACUUCCUGGGAGAACUGGAGUGCACCUUGGGACAGGUUGUAUCCUCAAGAAAUCUAACAAGACCACUUGUCCAUAAGGACAAGAGACCUGCAGGGAAAGGGACCAUCACUAUAUGUGCUGAAGAACGAACAGACAACAGGGUGGUGGAUUUUGAAGCUGCAGGUAGAAAACUGGAUAAAAAGGAUUUCUUUGGCAAAUCCGACCCUUUCCUAGAAUUCCACAAACAGACAGAAACUGGAUGGCAGCUCGCUCACAGGACAGAGGUGGUGAAAAACACCCUGAACCCAACAUGGAGACCCUUCCGCAUCCCGCUUCCGGCCCUCUGUGGAGGCGAUGUGGAGAGACCUAUAAAGGUGGAUUGUUAUGACUACAACAGCAACGGAUCUCAUGACUUUAUUGGAUGUUUUGAGACAACACUGGCCCAAAUACAGCAGGGAUCACAAACAUAUGCGGCCGAGUUUGAAUGCAUCAACAGUAAGAAGAAACAGAAGAAGAAAGGAUACAAAAACUCUGGUGUUAUCGUUGUUAAAAAAUGCAAGAUAGUGAAGGAGUAUACCUUUCUGGAUUACAUAAUGGGCGGCUGUCAGAUUAACUUCACUAUUGCGAUUGACUUCACAGGCUCCAACGGGGAUCCCAGCUCCCCUCAGUCCCUCCAUUACAUCAACCCUCAGGGCUAUAAUGAGUACCUGGCAGCUAUCUGGGCAGUGGGUAAUGUCAUCCAGGACUAUGACAGUGACAAGAUGUUCCCAGCUUUCGGAUUUGGAGCCCAGCUUCCUCCUACGUGGCAGGUCAGCCACGAGUUUCCCAUUAACUUCAACCCAGAAAACCCAUUCUGUGCAGGCAUAGAAGGUGUGGUCAAAGCCUACCAGUAUUGCCUCCCCCAGGUGAAGCUUUACGGUCCCACAAACUUUUCCCCCAUCAUCAACCAUGUGGCCCAGUUUGGCAAGCAGGCCAUGCAGCAAGAAACUGCCUCUCAAUACUUUGUGCUGCUGAUCAUCACUGACGGAGUGAUCACAGACAUGGACCAGACUCUCAGAGCCGUCGUCAACGCCUCUCGUCUGCCCAUGUCCAUCAUCAUCGUCGGAGUAGGUGGGGCGGACUUCAGUGCCAUGGAGUUCCUCGAUGGAGACGAUGGAGUUUUACGCUGUCCUACAGGCGAGACUGCCAUGCGGGACAUCGUGCAGUUUGUGCCAUUCAGACAGUUCCAAAAUGCAGGCACUGCAGCCCUUUCCCAAAGUGUACUGGCAGAGUUGCCUGACCAAGUGGCCUCCUUCUUCAAUAAAUUUGACCUGAAGCCCCCCAGCGAGCCCACUCCCUCGUAGAAACGCUCCUCAGGAAAUGCUGGCUCAGAGCGUCUUGGCAGAAGUCCCGGGUCAGGUGGUGAGCUUCUUCAACAGCGUGAGAUUGAGACCACCUCAAGGAGACACACCUCUCCCUGACCCCGCAGCAUCAGCACCCCCCCCGUGAUGUAUUCUCAAUAUACUACAUGAGCAUGCACCAUCAAGUCUGGGACUCAUGGUAUGAUUUGUAAAUACUUGUAUGCACUAAUAAUAUAAAGCCAUUAUACACUGAUACGGUAUACCAUUUCUUAAAUGUUUUUUAACAUGUACUUAACACAGAUUUAUUGUUAAUGUAACAUAAGACUUAAUGUGACACAAGUGCCAGGAUUUUUAAGAUUUAAAGUCAUUUUUUAUUUGGUUGUUCUGCAUCAUCGUUAAGGCAUUCAUUGAAACUAGUGUGACUUGACUGAAGGUCUUUGUUUUUUGUGUAAUAACCAAGUUAGCUUUUACCAGUUAUCUCAUUAGUCCACAUAAAAUGUAGAACAUCUACAUGAAAGGGCUGGAGUAAUUCAUGUGUUCUCCAUGUUUCUGCUAAUAUUUCCUUCAUAUUUUCUAUUUUUUUUACAAUGACCACUUUCAUGUUUCCCUGGAAAAUAAGGCAUAUUUCAAUUGAAAUCACCAAUCUUGGACAAAGCCGUACUAUUAACACAAUGCAACAAUGUUUACAUGAUUGAUCCAUAUAUAAUGGACUAAUGCGUUUGCCUAAACAGACACCUUUUGUAGACUUUAUACUACAAAAACCUGUCCUUGCUACUGUUUUGUUCUUCAUGCGGUUUCUUUUUUUACAUAAUAUUAGGUGAUGUGAAUGUUAAUCAAGAAGAAUCCCAAUGAGUGAUUCAAUCAUUAGAAAAAGCUUAAUUUGGUAAAUGCAUGUUCACACUGAUUUACACCAGAAGUUCACCAUGUCUUAACUUAAAUGACUGUUAUAAAUAAGGCCUGAUUUCACUUAAUGUAUGUGUAUUUGAUACUGACUGAUAUUUAAUAUGUGUUACAUAUUUUACGAGUUUACUAUGAUUGUGUGUAAAUAUGAUUUGCAAAGCAUGAAACAAGAUCUAAUUCAAUUUAUAUAACAGAAAGCUAAACAAAAUACUUCAUGUAAAUUUGAAAAUUUGAACUUUUUUUUUGCUACUGCCUUCAUGUCAUGACAUAAAAUAAAUAUUGUAUUUUCA
Messenger RNA from Trematomus bernacchii (emerald rockcod), 2950 nucleotides. RefSeq names its product copine-3-like. The transcript has 17 exons. Gene Ontology annotation, biological process: cellular response to calcium ion; ERBB2 signaling pathway. Gene Ontology annotation, cellular component: plasma membrane. NCBI's taxonomy places the organism in Eukaryota, Metazoa, Chordata, Actinopteri, Perciformes, Nototheniidae. The coding region runs from base 138 to 1763 and encodes 541 amino acids. Gene Ontology annotation, molecular function: receptor tyrosine kinase binding; calcium-dependent phospholipid binding. The record is from RefSeq and is a predicted model, not a curated record.